Melozone crissalis (California towhee) is the source of this 550-nucleotide messenger RNA. RefSeq names its product urocortin 3 (gene UCN3). NCBI's taxonomy places the organism in Eukaryota, Metazoa, Chordata, Aves, Passeriformes, Passerellidae. The coding region runs from base 1 to 468 and encodes 155 amino acids. The transcript has a single exon. The record is from RefSeq and is a predicted model, not a curated record. Gene Ontology annotation, molecular function: corticotropin-releasing hormone receptor 2 binding; hormone activity. Gene Ontology annotation, biological process: hormone-mediated signaling pathway; digestion; cellular response to nutrient levels. Gene Ontology annotation, cellular component: extracellular region.
AUGUCCCACCCCAGGCUGCUGCUGCUCCUCGUCCUGCUGGCAGCCGCCGGCGCCGGCCGCGCCCUCAGCCUGUCCAGCGCCGCCUCCAUCCUCAGCUGCCUGCAGGCCGCCCUCUCGGAGCCACGGCGGAUCCUUCCCGAGGACAACACCGUCCUGGAAAAGCGCGGAUCCGCGUCCCCAUCCAUGGAGGAGGCGCCCGAGGAGGACACGGAGGAGGAGGAGGAGGAGGAGCUGGGGAAAAGGACAUUCCCGGGGGACGGCCGCCACAAAUACGCGUCCCAGGCGCAGGGCAAGGGCAAGGGCCAGCAGAACCGGGCCAAGAGCGACCGGCGCACCAAGGUGACGCUGUCCCUCGACGUCCCCACCAACAUCAUGAACAUCCUCUUCAACAUCGCCAAGGCCAAGAACUUGCGGGCCAAGGCGGCGGCCAACGCGCACCUGAUGGCGCAGAUCGGCCGCAGGAAGUGACUGGGGGCCACCCGAGGGGACAGAUGGCCGGCUGUGACAUCGGCCUGGGCUGGUUGUGACCCAUCGAGCGACCCCUCAUCUG